UGUUGCAGUUGUCUUACCUUCCAGAACACAGAAAUGACUUUUCUUCGGUGGAAGCAGGUGAUGUUCUUCAGGACCCUUUUCUUCCUCGUCGUUGGAACUCUGAUCUGUUUCUUCCUGUGGCAAACUGUCUUUAACAGGCAGACCUCAACUGAUGACAGAAUACCAGAGCAGUACUCUUUGGACCUGCUGGGCUGCUCCGCUAUCAUCACAGGGGAUAUUCAAGGUAAAGAUGCUGACUUUGAAGUUCUCGUGUCCUCAAAGAAAAGACAGCAGUUAUCAGAAUCGUUCUACUUGAACAUAACCAGAGACUGUAAGAGUUAUACUGAAAACAGAGGAUUUAUUACAGAGCCUCUGAGUGAGGAGGAGAACAACUUUCCUCUCGCCUUCUCCAUGGUGAUCCACGAGCAGAUUGAGAUGUUUGAACGACUUCUGCGAGCGAUUUACGCUCCUCAGAACAUCUACUGUGUGCAUGUGGACCAGAAAUCAACUGAAGAUUACAAGAAUGCUGUAAAGGCAAUUAUUUCCUGUUUCCCCAACGUGUUUAUGGCCAGUAAAUUAGAAAGGGUGGUGUAUGCCUCUUGGUCUCGAGUGCAGGCGGACCUGAACUGCAUGAAAGACCUGCUGAGUUCACAGGUCCAGUGGAGGUACCUGCUUAACACCUGUGGAACAGACUUCCCCCUCAAAACCAACAGAGAAAUGGUUCAAGUGCUGAAGACCCUCAAGGGAAGGAACAGUAUGGAAACCGAGGUAACCAACAGCUACAAGAAAGGCCGUUGGGAGUAUCAUCACAAUGUCACCAACACUGUCGAGAGGACAAACGAGAAGAAGAGUCCACCUCCGAUAAGCAGUCCCAUGUUCUCAGGAAAUGCCUACUUUGUGGUCACAAGAGACUUUGUGAGACAUGUGCUGGAGGACAUAGAGGUACAGAAGUUUCUGGAGUGGGAAAAGGACACAUACAGUCCUGAUGAACACAUGUGGGCGACUCUACAGAGGAUGCCAGAUGUACCCGGAUCAGUGCCAGCAAACAGCAAGUACGAUGAAUCUGACAUGCUUGCCAUUGCUCGUGCAGUGAAGUGGAGCUACUUAACAGGCAAUGUGAGAAAUGGAGCCCCGUACCCUCCAUGCACCGGGACUUACAGAAGAGCUAUUUGUGUUUACGGGGCUGGUGACCUUCCAUGGCUCCUGAAACAACACCACUUGUUUGCAAAUAAGUUUGAUCCAGAGAUUGAUGAUGUAGCUAUUAGAUGUUUGGAGUCAUUCCUGCGUUUCAAGGCUCUGAGGUAUGAGUCAUUUACAAAAGAAUAUUUGGAUAAUUUAUAAAGUUUUUACCAAAUGUACAAUGAUAUACUGUACUGAGAACAGGUAGCUCAUGAAAAUCUUGUUUACACUGUGGAUACUAUUGAUAAGUGCUAAACAGGGGCGUAGCACCAAAUUCUGGGCCCUAGGUACGAGCCAUAUUGAAGA
Molecule: messenger RNA, 1464 nt
Organism: Thalassophryne amazonica
Lineage: Eukaryota; Metazoa; Chordata; Actinopteri; Batrachoidiformes; Batrachoididae
Gene: gcnt3
Product: glucosaminyl (N-acetyl) transferase 3, mucin type
Exons: 1
Coding region: 34-1320 (428 amino acids)
Cellular component (GO): membrane
Molecular function (GO): acetylglucosaminyltransferase activity
Source: RefSeq, a predicted model, not a curated record